Parathielavia appendiculata is the source of this 576-nucleotide messenger RNA. Its product is annotated as NAD(P)-binding protein. NCBI's taxonomy places the organism in Eukaryota, Fungi, Ascomycota, Sordariomycetes, Sordariales, Chaetomiaceae. The transcript has 2 exons. The record is from RefSeq and is a predicted model, not a curated record. The annotation marks the transcript as partial.
GCGUGGAACAAGUGGGCGAGCAUACUCAUCACCGGAGCUGCCACUCCCGUAGGCGUGUGGGCCGUCCAGCUUGCAAAGCUUGCUGGCGCCGGCAGAAUCGUUGCGACGUGCGCGGCCGAACACAUGGACCUGGUUCGCCGGCUCGGAGCAGACGAGGUAUACGACUGGUCGCAGGAGGGCAACCUGAAGGACUGGAAAGGAAAAAGAUUUGCCAUUGUUCUCGACCUGAUGGGCGGGACGACUUUGACCGAGGCAUGGAAAGCGGUUGAGAAGAUGGGCAAGAUUCUUAGCGUCGCCGGCAACCCGAUCGAAUCGAGACCAUGGGCAGAUGUCGUGAAACCCCACGUCGCCAGCAUCAAUUUUCGUCUCAAAAACAGCCCUGCAGCCCUCAGAGUCGUUGCAGGCCUUGUCAACCGUGGGCUGGCGAAGGCUGUCUGCGACGUUAAUGACGUGUUUCUUUGGGAAGACCUUCAGAGCGCCAUCAACAGAUUGUCUGAUCAUCCGCGUGGGCAGGUGGUGCUGCAACUGGACUCGACCUACCCUGCCGAAGAAAUCUCGAUACUCCAAAAGCACGGC